CGUGGGAUGUCGCAGAAAUAAAGAGGGCGAUCGCCCGCGGAACUUGGCUCAACGUCUCUAGCAAUUACCCUUUAACUGGCAAUCUAAGUCUAAGUUUUAUCUUAGUCUUAGUCUUCAAAAUGGAGAAGAACUUUGAUGAGACAGUUGUUGGUAGCCAAGAUGGUAGUUCCAGUGAUCUGGAGCACAUCGAAGUUGACUGGACCGAAGAAGAGGAAGCGAAACUCAUUCGCAAGGUCGAUUUCACUAUUAUGCCACUCUUAGUCCUUGGCUUUUUUGCCCUUCAACUCGAUCGAGGAAACAUUGGAAAUGCUCUCACAGACUUUUUCAUGGCUGAUGUUGGGAUUACUCAAAGUCAGUUCAACGUUGGACAGCAGCUUUUGUCUGCGGGUAUUGUCCUGCUUGAGAUUCCCAGCAACUUCAUCCUCUACCGUGUUGGGCCCGCCAAGUGGAUUGGAUCCCAGAUCAUUGCAUGGGGCCUCGUUGCCACGUUUCAGGCCUUCCAGAAAGGUUUGGGCGCUUUUCUUUCCACUCGACUUCUUCUUGGUCUUUGUGAAGCUGGAUUUAUCCCUGCAGGUCUGUAUACAAUUACUCGAUGGUACAAACGUGAUGAGACCAGCAAGCGAUUCUCCAUCUACUUCCUGGGUAACAUGAUUGCCUCUGGAGCAUCAGGUCUCAUUGCAUAUGGGAUUCUUCACAUGCGAGGUGUUGGUGGACUCGGAGGUUGGCAGUGGCUUUUCAUCCUUGAGGGUAUCUUCACCAUCCUCGUUGGAAUUCUCUUCAUUCUGUUCUUCCCCGACAGUCCCUUCAACCCCGUCUCACUCUUCAAGUUCGGUGUCUUCACUGAGAGGGAGAGAGAGAUCCUAACGAAGAGAAUUCUGAAGGAUGAUCCUUCCAAGAUUCACGCAAAGCCAAAUGUCACUAAAGAAGAGUUUCGCAAUGUGAUGACAAACUGGAGACUCAUUCCUCAUGUUCUACUUACUAUCAGUGCUCUCGCACCCGCUACAACUAUGAGCUCCUACUCGCCAAGCCUUGUAAAGUCAUUUGGUUAUGAAAGACUCAAGUCUAAUGCCCUUGUGUCAAUUGGAUCUUGGGCCCUCGUUGUGACCAACCUGCUAUGGGGUUAUCUGGGUGACAAACUUCAAAUGCGUGGCCCUCUAGUUGCAUUUGGAAUCUUCAUGUUCUGGGCAUUUACAAUCGCUGAUCGUGUCAUGGUGUUUUCACCCGAUGGACAUACGCGAUUCGCUCUGUUGACAUUAACACAUGCUUUCGGAUGGCAAUGGCAUCCCCUUAAUGGUUCUUGGAUGUCUCUCAACGCUGGUUCCGCUGGAGAGAGAUCCAUCACCAUGGCCAUCCUCAUCAUGUCAGCCAACACAUCUGGCAUUAUUGGAAGUCAACUCUUCCAAGAGCAUGAUGCUCCUCUUUACAAGACUGGCUGGACCGCUAUCAUGGCUCUGGCUUCAGUUGGUCUUGUUAUGGCUGUCGUUGCGAACUUGCAGUACUUCUUCCUCAACGGCCGACGGAUAGGUCGCAAGGGAUUGAAGUAUAGUCCUUAAUUGGGUGAAAGAAUAUUCACUUGCUAGCCAGGUCACAGCGUUGGUUGGUAGUGGAAAUAUUGGAACUUGACUGUCUGAACUUUUGAUCAAUUAUUAGAGAAUAUCAUUAGGGAAUCAUGGACUAGAGAACAAUUCUGUGUUUACUUGGUCUCCUUCUUAGCGUCCUUCUUGGCCUCACCAGCAAUCUCUUGGGCCUUCUCAGACUUCUUCUCCAGCACCUGUCGCAGCUCCUCGACGGUCUCUUUGAACAGCUUCUCACCCUCUUCCUUGUGCUUGUCCGCAACCUCGCUCAACUGCUGCAACUUCUCCAUGACCUCGCCACCGUUGGGGAUCUCCUUGAUGUACUUCUCAAUAUCAACCCAGCCACCGGUGAGCUCGUUACCCUUGGACUUGACCUUCUCAGUCGCAUCCUUGACGUACUUCUCUAGGUCGCCUAGGUCGCCAGAGUCGACAGCAGACUUGGCGCGCUU
Fusarium odoratissimum NRRL 54006 is the source of this 2023-nucleotide messenger RNA. RefSeq lists its product as uncharacterized. The transcript has 12 exons. Gene Ontology annotation, molecular function: transmembrane transporter activity. Lineage: Eukaryota; Fungi; Ascomycota; Sordariomycetes; Hypocreales; Nectriaceae. The coding region runs from base 120 to 1553 and encodes 477 amino acids. Gene Ontology annotation, biological process: transmembrane transport. Gene Ontology annotation, cellular component: membrane. The record is from RefSeq and is a predicted model, not a curated record.